Messenger RNA from Spinacia oleracea (spinach), 2688 nucleotides. RefSeq lists its product as uncharacterized. The coding region runs from base 744 to 1583 and encodes 279 amino acids. The transcript is spliced from 2 exons. The record is from RefSeq and is a predicted model, not a curated record. Lineage: Eukaryota; Viridiplantae; Streptophyta; Magnoliopsida; Caryophyllales; Amaranthaceae.
CAAUCAGCUCAACCCCCCUUCAAUUGCUUCCUUCCACCGUACUUCGUUUGGCUGCUUCAACAGGGAUUUUGCUCCCUCCUUCGCAGCUCCAUCAUCCUCGUCCAUCUCAUCAGCCGGCGCAUCAUCAUCUUCAUCCAUUGCUCAACAUCAAUCGUCCAUCAUUAACGGACAUCAAUGUUCGUCCUCGAUCAAUCAUCGCCGUCCAUAAUUCGAUCAAAUCGCAGCCGCUCGAUUUCAUUAAUUCCGUAUAAAAUUCUGCGCUCAAUUGUUUAUCCGAACACAAAGGAAGUUCGGCCGGACCCUAGACUUGCAGGAACUUUUCUAAAUUUUGGGUUCGGUCGAACUUAAUACGAGUUCGACCGACGGGCAGAACCCAGUUACUCUGCUUUUUGCUCUGUUUUUCCUCUGUAAUUGGCGAUUGAGAUACGUUUUGGUGUUGUAUGGUGGUUCGAAUUGAUACUCUGGUUGUUGCGUGAUGGAGUAGUUAGGCGUUUGAUGUUGUUGUUGGUGGGCUCGAGAUGGUGGCAGCCAUGGGUGAGGAUGUUGUUGUGGUUGACUGAGGUGGGAGCAGUUGGUACUACUUGGUGGCUGCUCGGGAAUUGUUGGUGGUUGUGGAGGUGUAGGAUGGUGGUUUGGUGCUAGUAUAAGUGGUGUAGGUUAGGGUUGUAUGAGUGGUGCAGUAUAAGUGAUGGUGUGCACAUCGGGUUUGGCUUGCCAUUAGAAGGACCGUGGAGACCGACCUUAUGCGUAGCCCUAGUGAGAUCGCUGCCCCCAGACUCAUGAAGAAAUUGGCAGACAUAUAUUUCACGAAGGUUAUUGCUGAUUCGGAAUCCGCCUACUCCUUAUCUUCACGUCUUGUUGCCCUAUGGAAAUCUCAGCAGGGGGAUCACUCCUCAGCUUGGUUGCGGGCAGUCCCCAUCUCGGGGUUAGGCCAGACUAUGAACGGUAAGACUUAUCGUUCGGUUCUUUGCUAUCGGUUGGGUAUUCCGUUGUUCUCUGAUUCGACGCCGUGCUCUGCUUGCUCUCGGGUUUUCGACGGGGACAUUUAUGGGGAUCAUGCCGUGUCUUGUGCUGGGAUUGUGGGUAUCAAACAUCGUCAUAAUGUUGUUCGUGAUACCCUUUUGGAUAUUUGCUAUCGGUCGGGGAUUUCUGCUCGCAAGGAGGUUGAUGUUGGGCUGACUAGUGAGAGCGAUGGAGCUCUUCGUCCUGCAGAUAUAUUGCUUUACUCAUGGGAUGGCGGUCUAGAUGUGUGUGUUGACUUGACUGGGUCUUCCCCUAUGACGCAAUCUGGGUUGUCAGGCUUCAUUCCGGGUCGGGUUGUGGCGGUUGCAGCACAGCGGAAGCAGGAUAAGUAUGCGGCACGUUGUAGGGCUUUGGGUUACGGUUUCUUUCCUUUUUCCUUCUCUUCUUUUGGGGAAUUAGAGAAAGGGGCUGUUUCUUUGCUGAAGCGGGUUCAGACGUACUCCAGGGCUCAGGACAUUGGGGCACGAGCAGCUGCCCACAUUUUCAGCAGGAUCGGGUUCGCCAUAGCUAGAGGAGUGGGGGCCCAGAUUGUAUCUCGGCUCCCCUCCAACUUCUUGUAGUUCACUUGAUCUUUAUAGCUUGUUAAGCUUGUAACGUUAUAAUAAUAAUAAUAAUAAUAAUAAUAACAACAAUAUUUAUUAUUAUUGUUGUUGUUGUUAUUAUUAUUAUUAUUAUUAUUAAUAUUAUUAAAUUAUAUUACUAUUAUAAUUACAAAUAAAAAAAAAUAAAAAAAAAAUUAAUAAUAAUAAUAAUAAUAAUAAUAAUAAUAAUAAUAAUCCUCUAGAUUUUGGGCGAUUAGGGCAGGUGGUUCAGGACUUCAGGCUCGCUUGAAUUCCCGACAACGGCCGGCCUGCGGUAAGGGAUCCCCGGCGCGCAUAAUCAGCGGGAGACGGUGGUACGCUGGUUCUCCGGUGGCGUUCAGCGCUUCUCUGUUCGGUAUUUUGGUCCUUGAAGGUUGUAUAGCGUGGUGCUGGUGGUCGCAAGUUUGGUGGUUGUGUAGCGGCAUUCUGGUGGUUGUUUAGCGGCAUUCUGGUGUGUAGGGCAGGUCCGGUGGGGAUCGAAUCAGGUGGUGCAGCGUGGGUUCAGCAGUUUUGGGUGGUGCAACGUGGGUUCGUCACUUUCGUUUGGUGCAGCAGGAUUGUUGUGUUGUUGCGGGUGGUCGUUGGUGUUUCAGCGGUGUUCCGGUGUGGUGGUGUUUAGGUGUUGUUCAGGUAGUGUUCAGGUGUCGUCCCGGUGGGGUUAUUGUCUGACGGUGUGGUGGUGUUUCUGUUUGCAGAGGUUUUUGCGUGGGUUUUGUUUUUCUGCUUCGAAGGUUUUUGCGGUGGGUUUCUGCGUGCAACAUCUGCAGGGUUAGUAGCAUUUGCAGGAGCUAUUACCAUAGUGCAGUUUCGGUAUUCUAGCAUCUCAGUUUCAACGUGGUUUUGGGGUCCGUUUUAAGGUUUCAACGUGGGUUUUCCGGCAGUCUAACACAACAAGCCACACGGUACUUUGGUGGUUUGUUUUGCUUUGGUACUUCCUUGUUUCCCUGAUGUUGUUGUUGCUUUGUGUUAGGUUAUGAUACAUAUGACAAUUCAUAAAUCAUGCAGAAAAACCAUUUAGCCAGGAAUGCAUAUUAUUUACACAUAAUCAUAUAGCAUAGUUUAGAUGCAUACUCUUUGUUGCGUG